CUGAGUAGGGGGGACUUUUCCGUGCCGGGGAGGGGGGAAUCGGCGGGUCUCCGGGAUAUGCCUUCGGUGCGAGAGCGGUAAACAAUUUGGGCACCCAGCCCCCAAAAACCAGGAGCCCAGUCCCAAUCGCCGCAGACCGACGGACGGACGGACAUGGAGUUCGGUAACAGGGACAGGAAACAGAAGGAGAAGAAGAAGGAGAAGGAGAAGAAGAAGCCCUCGGAGGAGAAGGUCCAGACGAGUUUAUAUCACCGGCGUUUGACUCGGAGGAAGCUUCUGUGUCCUGAAGGCGACUUGAAGAUCCUGUUGCAUCGGCUGAUUUUCAUUGGCCAGAUCUCCCCGGAGCUUGAAGACAAGACAGACCUGGGAGCCCAUUACGAGAGGUUAUCGCAGCACCUGCAACUCCGCUACCAAGCGGACGCAUUCACCGGGCUUCUUCUCCUCUAUCCCUCUCACGUGGUGCACAUCCUGGAGUCCUCCAGUGAAGUCCUGGUGUAUGUGCUCCGGGACCUUUGCGAUAUCCAGGCCAGGCCUCACAGUGCCCUGAUUUCGGAGUCCAGAAUUCUGGUGGUGUCACAUGACAUCUCGAGCAGGCUGUUCCAGGACUGGAGCUACAAGGUGCUGGACCUGCCGGGAACCACGCUGACGGACAGGGGGAAGCAGGAGACGACCGAGAAACUGGUCACCAGCACGCUCAAGACCCUUCUCAAGCUGGGCAGCCAUCUGCAGAGACUGAGCAAGAGACGAAACUUCAGUGUCUCUGCCGAGUCCCUGCUGAAGCAGGGACCAGAACUGAUCAUCCCGCAGGAUGUCCUGGCCCAGCUCAUCGAGAGGAACGAGCUCCUCACCCCUCAACAGUACCUGCAGGCCUACCACUCCCCCGUCAACCUGCCCAUAAACUCAGCGCACACGUUUGGAAGUGUCUGUCCAAACAUCGUUUAGCCACCGGUGGAAGGUCGAAGGUCAAAGGUCACUCUGAACCACAGAAGCUGCUGGACAUGUCAACGCUGAUUCUGAAGACCAGCCCUCUAGGAACCCACCACAAAAACACCAGGCCACCAUUGCAGCCGGGACACACACUGUACAUUCAGCUCAGUCCCCAGAGGUGAACUUCACAAAGGCGCAGUGAAAGAUGGGUUUUUAUAACUAUUCAUUUUCAUCGUAUGACAGUAAAACCGAAAUCCUGGCCGCCCUCCCCCCCGCCCCCGCCCCCACCAGGGGACUCAUCUAACAGGGCAGGGGGGCUCUCAGUGUCCCAGCCAAACUCCCAGCACGGCUAUCUGAUGUUCCCUGUUUUGCCUGGACGAUGAAUGGCUCCCUCCGUACACAGUGACUUUCCCUGUGAAAAACGGCCGGUACACGGGGUGCAGAUGGGGACAGGAUGCUAACCGUGGCUGAGCGGAGUAAGCAACCAGGACCCCAGCUGCACCCCAGCUCUUUCACAUCAGAGAGUGUGUAAAUCCAACCCCAUGUUAUGUCAAUUCGGGCUAUUGUUCUUCUUUUUUUUUUUUUUACAUUACACAGGAUCUGAUGUUAUUUUCCUUGUGCUGAUAAUUAGGGGGCUGAGCACAAAGGCCCAGCUCAGACGUUCCUAUAAGUAGCAUGGUUCUUACCAACCAAAUAACCAGGCAACAAUAUUAUACAUCAGCCAAAAGGGUGCUAAUGCGAGCAUUUCACAGGGUCUGUUAGCCUCCCGACUCCGGUGCUUUGUUGAGUUAGGCCCACGAC
This is a messenger RNA of Conger conger (European conger), 1728 nucleotides long. RefSeq names its product testis-expressed protein 47. Gene Ontology annotation, molecular function: blue light photoreceptor activity; FAD binding. NCBI's taxonomy places the organism in Eukaryota, Metazoa, Chordata, Actinopteri, Anguilliformes, Congridae. The transcript is spliced from 7 exons. Bases 154 to 942 code for a protein of 262 amino acids. The record is from RefSeq and is a predicted model, not a curated record.